UAACACCUUAGCUACAGAAGCUGGGAUAUGAUCAUAUAAACAAACGCGUUAAGAGCAUUACAAUCCGAGAGUUUAAGCAUUGUCCCAAUGAGCGUGAGCAAGAGACUGAAAAUGAACCCGCUAACUCGGGGAUGCGAUGCUGGCGAAUCGGGGAUACUUAAUGAACGCAUACUCCUGCUAGUCUUCGAGUCCGUAAAAUGGGACCUCCACGCUCUUUGCGCCAUGGCUUCUGUGAACCGCAAGCUCCGCGCCAUAGCCAAACGGUUGCUAUGGCGAGAGUUGUGUGUGUAUCGAGCACCGCGCAUGUUAGUAGCAUUGACAAACGGUGCGCCCAAUGCUCCCUUUGGAGACAGUUGGCAAGCGCUUGCGAAGCUCAUGUUCUACUGUUGCGGUUGUGAGUCAACUCAAAACUUCAAUGUGAGUCAACCCUCCCCAGGUCAUUUCGUCAAAACUUCUCGUUUUUCUAAAACGUCGGGUCGGAGCUUUCUAAGCAAGAAAUGCCAGGGGGAUUUAUUGUUCGUGAGCGACCCGUGUGAGCAUCCAACGCGAGACAAUGAAGAUGAUUUGGGGAUAUACAGGGGGGUUUUUCGAGGAUUUAUGAAAUCAAGAACGAGAGCGUGUUUAAUUAGACGGCAAGUAGAGCUAGAAAAGAGAGUGAGGUGCACUUACUGUGGGUUUCGCGUGUGGAGUAUGACUUCAGCUGGCCUGGUGCCUAAAAGCGCGGCUAGGCGGCUUGGGUCGCGCGAGGGUGGGUUGGAGUAUUUUGUUUGUUUAAAUGGCCACUUGUAUGGGACUUGUUGGCUUGUGCCGCUGUCGUCCGAUGAAGAUAAUGGUGUUGUUGCUGGUGAUUGCAGUCAUGAUGAUGAUUGUGGUGGUGACUAUGAUAAUCGGACGGUGGCGGAAGGCAGUUCGAGCUCGAUGGUUGAAGAGUUUGCAGAGCAAUGGACCACGAAUUGAUAGCAGCCAUGGCUUAAGGCCCAUAUUGAUAUUGUAAUAGUAGGGCCUGGUAGUGUUAGAUUGUGAUUAGGCUGACAUGGAUAUUUGAUCUUUCCGUUUUAUGUAGUGGGGAUAUUUAUCUAAUAUAAUUCAGAUUGGCAGAUUGGUAUCA
Messenger RNA from Hevea brasiliensis (rubber tree), 1108 nucleotides. RefSeq names its product EID1-like F-box protein 3. The coding region runs from base 88 to 957 and encodes 289 amino acids. NCBI's taxonomy places the organism in Eukaryota, Viridiplantae, Streptophyta, Magnoliopsida, Malpighiales, Euphorbiaceae. The transcript has a single exon. The record is from RefSeq and is a predicted model, not a curated record.